This is a messenger RNA of Jatropha curcas, 1166 nucleotides long. RefSeq names its product P-loop containing nucleoside triphosphate hydrolases superfamily protein. Gene Ontology annotation, molecular function: ATP binding; nucleobase-containing compound kinase activity. The record is from RefSeq and is a predicted model, not a curated record. Gene Ontology annotation, biological process: nucleobase-containing compound metabolic process. Lineage: Eukaryota; Viridiplantae; Streptophyta; Magnoliopsida; Malpighiales; Euphorbiaceae.
UAAAACCUCUCCUUUCUUUGCAUAGAAACCCUCUCUCGAUCGCUACGCGAUUCUCUUCUCUUUGUCGCCGCCACCAUGGCCGGGCUGAGCCGUCUGGGAUUAGCUACCGUGCCUCCAGCACUUCGCCGGGUUGGAAUGUUAGCUAGUUUCCGUGCCUACGGAUCGGCAGCAGCAAUUCAAUACGACUACGAAACCGAGGAUGAGUACUAUUCGCAGCUGCCGGAACAAAGGCUAGACUCGGCGGCUGCCUCGGAUUGCGGGAGAGGAGUGCAGUGGGUGUUGAUAGGAGACCCAGGAGCUAAAAAGCACGUGUAUGCUGAAAAGCUAUCGAAGCUUCUACAGGUUCCUCACAUUUCCAUGGGUACUCUCCUUCGCCAGGAGCUUAAUCCUAGCUCUUCUGUCUACAAACAGAUUGCAAAUGCUGUAAAUGAAGGAAAGCUCGUACCGGAGGAAGUAAUCUUUGGUCUCUUGUCUAAGAGACUUGAAGAAGGUUACUACAGAGGUGAAACUGGCUUCAUUUUGGAUGGCAUUCCUCGAACAAAAGUUCAAGCUGAAAUUCUUGAUCAAAUUGCUGAUAUUGACCUAGUUGUGAAUUUUAAACGCGCUGAAGAAAACUUGGUGAAGAGGGAUUUCCUUACUGCAGGAGCCUCUACAUCCCCUGUUACUGAUGCUGGAAGUGCCUGGAAGGAAAAGUUCCGUAUAUAUGCAGAACAGGGUAAAGCAUUGGAAGAUUACUACAGGAAACAAAAGAAACUUGUCGACUUUCAAGUGGCAGCUGCACCUGCAGAAAACUGGCAAGGUUUGUUGGCUGCAUUGCACCUCAAACAUUUGGGUGCUGUUACUUCUUCACAGACAUUGGCUGCUUGACUGGUUUUAACAGUAAAAUCCGGUGACUGCCUUAGUAUCAUUCACAUGCAAGUGUGGUAGUAUAUAUAUAAAACAUGAGCAAAUAGCAAUUUAUGGCCAUUGUUGAUGUUGAUUUUGAGUGUUUUGGUCUUUCCAGUUUUAGGUUAUAAUAUAGUGCAAUUUUGAGGCUGUAUGGUCGUAAGGGAAUUUUGGCAGAGAGUUAAAAAUCAAAGAACAUUGUCUUGUAAUACUGUUUUAUAUGAAGCAUGUUAUGUUUCACUUUUUCCUAUCAAUCAAUGUCAUUUCUUUGUUUGUUGUUC